This is a messenger RNA of Torulaspora globosa, 1617 nucleotides long. RefSeq lists its product as uncharacterized. Gene Ontology annotation, molecular function: NADH dehydrogenase activity. NCBI's taxonomy places the organism in Eukaryota, Fungi, Ascomycota, Saccharomycetes, Saccharomycetales, Saccharomycetaceae. The record is from RefSeq and is a predicted model, not a curated record. Bases 1 to 1617 code for a protein of 538 amino acids. The transcript has a single exon.
AUGUUUGGAGGUUCGGCUAGGUUGGCGGCGGUCAGGUCGCGCGCGGUGUCGAGAAGAGCGUUCAGUGUUGGACCAAGAGCGUUGCAACAACAGCAGCCUGCGGCUGCUGUUGUUGCUGGCAAGGGCUCUUUCUUCAAGAGAGCCGGUAAGGCGGCUUUGAAGUUGACUUUGUUGUCUGGGUUGCUGGGUACCGCGUACGUUUCGUACCAUUUGUACCGGGAGAAAAACCCGGCUCCGCAGAAGCCACAGACCGCCACGUUCAGCAACGGGUCUCCUCGUAAGACUUUGGUGAUUCUCGGUUCCGGCUGGGGCGCGGUGUCUCUUUUGAAAAACCUGGAUACAACACUGUACAAUGUGGUUGUUGUGUCUCCCAGAAACUACUUCUUGUUCACGCCGCUGUUGCCCUCGACGCCCGUCGGUACCAUCGAGCUGAAGUCUAUCGUGGAGCCCGUCAGGAGCAUCGCUAGAAGAGCUCCCGGCGAGGUCCACUACUACGAGGCCGAGGCUCUCGAUGUGGAUCCGCAGAACAAGACCGUCAAGAUCAAGUCUGUGAACGAGGACUACGAAUACGAGAUGGACUUGAAAUACGAUUAUUUGGUUAACGGUGUUGGUGCUCAGCCAACUACUUUUGGUAUCCCAGGUGUGGUGGAAAACUCGUCGUUCUUGAAAGAGAUCUCGGACGCGCAGGAGAUCAGGAUGAAAAUCAUGACUAGUAUCGAGAAGGCUGCCACUUUGUCGCCAAACGACCCGGAGCGGAGCAGAUUGUUGAGUUUCGUUGUUGUUGGCGGCGGUCCAACCGGUGUUGAGUUUGCCGCUGAGUUGAGAGACUACGUCGACCAGGACUUGAGCAAAUGGAUGCCCGAAUUGAGUAAAGAGAUCAAGGUGACCCUUGUCGAGGCGUUGCCAAACAUCUUGAACAUGUUCGACAAGACCCUUGUCGACUAUGCUCAGGACUUGUUCAAACGUGAUAGAAUUGACCUCAGACUGAACACCAUGGUUAAGAACGUCGACAAGACCCACAUCACCGCCAAAUGUGGCGACGAUGUGGCAAAGAUGCCAUACGGUGUCCUUGUGUGGGCUACUGGUAACGCGCCAAGAGAGGUCUCCAAGAAAUUGAUGACCAAGUUGGAAGAACAGAACUCCAGACGCGGACUGCUUAUCGACGACAAAUUGCAGCUGCUAGGUGCGCAAGGUUCCAUCUUUGCCGUUGGUGACUGUACUUUCUACCCAGGUUUGUUCCCAACCGCACAAGUGGCUCACCAGGAAGGUGAGUACCUCGCCAAGGUGUUCAAGAAGCUCUACAAGAUUGAUCAAUUGAAGUGGGAAAUCGCCCAAGGUAAGGGAAACGCUUCCCAACUUGAAUCCAAACUGGCCAGAUUGCAGAACCAAAUCGAACCAUUCCACUACCACCACAUGGGUGCUCUUGCCUACAUCGGCUCCGAGAAAGCCAUCGCCGAUCUUGCCGUCGGCGAGUCCAAGUACAGAUCUGCAGGUUCCUUCACCUUUUUGUUCUGGAAGUCCGCCUACUUGGCCAUGUGUCUAUCCUUCAGAAACAGAGUUCUUGUCGCCAUGGACUGGGCUAAGGUCUACUUCCUGGGCAGAGACUCUUCCGUUUAA